Molecule: messenger RNA, 1358 nt
Organism: Harmonia axyridis
Lineage: Eukaryota; Metazoa; Arthropoda; Insecta; Coleoptera; Coccinellidae
Product: glycine-rich cell wall structural protein-like
Exons: 3
Coding region: 37-1260 (407 amino acids)
Source: RefSeq, a predicted model, not a curated record
AGAAGAGACGCGCUGAAGUCGUCAUCAGAAGCUAUCAUGAAGUGGUUCCUGCUGCCACUCCUGCUGGCGGCUGCGACAGUUGGCCAAGAGAAAAAACCUGGUGUGGUGUAUCUGAUAGGAAGUUUAGAAGACGAUUUGUACGCCACUGAUGAGAAGAAAAGGGAUGUUAGGGCUUUCGUACCCAUUGCUGAAAAUGAGGCUUUGAGUGAUGGCAUUUACUUCAGACCGGAAAAUGGUGAACCUUUGAAGAACCCUGAGGUACUCAUCAACCACCGAGUAAGAAGAUACUCCAAAAAAGAAGGCUUUGGAGGAGGAGGAAGCGGAGGCGGUGGUGGAGGUUUUGGAGGAGGAUUUGGAGGUGGCGGAGGAUUUGGAGGAGGUGGUGGAUUCGGAGGCGGAUUUGGAGGUGGUAAAGGAGGUGGAAUCGGUGGCGGUUUCGGAGGAAAUAAAGGAGGUGGUGGAGGACUUGGAGGAGGAGGCUUUGGAGGAGGAGGUUUCGGAGGCAGUGGUGGAGGUGGCGGAAGUCACGGUGGAGGAUUAGGAGGAGGUGGAUCUGGUGGAUACGGUGGAGGAGGCGAUGGUGGUUUUGGAGGAGGUGGUAAAGGAGGAGGACUUGGAGGAGGUGGAGGCCUCGGAGGAGGUGGAGGUGGAGGCCUAGGUGGAGGUGGCUCAGGUGGAUUCGGUGGAAAUGGUGGAUUUGGAGGAGGUGGAAAAGGAGGAGGACUAGGUGGAGGUGGAGGAGGUUUUGGAGGCGGAGGUCUAGGUGGAGGUGGAUCGGGUGGAUACGGAGGAGGAGAUGGUGGUUUCGGAGGAGGUGGUAAAGGAGGAGGUGGAGGAUUGGGAGGAGGUGGAGGCCUUGGAGGAGGUGGAGGCCUUGGAGGAGGUGGAUCAGGUGGAUACGGUGGAAAUAGCGGAUUUGGAGGAGGUGGAUCGGGUGGAUACGGUGGAGGAGGAGAUGGAGGUUUUGGAGGAGGUGGUAAAGGAGGCGGACUAGGUGGAGGUGGAGGAUUGGGAGGAGGUGGCGGCCUUGGAGGUGGUGGAUCCGGUGGAUACGGUGGUAACAGUGGUUUUGGAGGAGGUGGAAAAGGAGGAUAUGGAGGUGGUGGUGAUGGAGGUUUUGGAGGAGGUGGAUUAGGCGGAGGAGGAAAAGGAGGUUGUAGUGGAGGAUGUGCAGGUGGCGGAAAAGGUGGUGUAUUCGCUACUAGUCAAUCAUCUUCUUCUGCAGGGGCGUACGGUGGAGGAGGAAGCUAUGGCCGAUGAAAAAUACCUCCUGGUGCAGUGCAACUUCUUCAACUUAAAUUGUUCAAGUGAUAAAAUUAAGAUGUAAAUGACUAAUAAAUUUUAUUUUCACAAAGUGA